AUGAGCAAAAUGACUAGUCUAAGACAUCUUGAUAUCAGUGAAUAUGAUAAAUUGACCCAUACGCCAGCUAAUACGGGAGAAUUAAAGUUCCUUCAGACCUUGCCAAUAUUCAUAGUUGGUAAGGAUAGUGGACGUGGUAUAAGAGAGCUGCAAGGUCUAAACCUUGGAGGAGAAUUGACUAUUCGAAACCUCGAGAAUGUGAUGUGUGCAGCAAAUGCCCAGGAAGCAAACUUGAAGGAUAAGCCGAACCUUUGUAAGUUACACUUUUCGUGGGGUCGGGAUAUUGAUCUUCAGUUGGAAGGAAACGUGGAGCAAACACUUGAAGGUCUCCAACCACAUCCAAAUCUCAAAAGGUUGACUAUGGAAGAGUACAUGGGUGUCAGAUUUCCGCAUUGGAUGUGUUCUUCAUUGCUUCCAAAUCUGAUUGAAGUUUCAGUGAUUAAUUGCAGAAGAUGCGAACAGCUCCCCCUGGUCAGCCGCUCACCAUUCAUUAAAGCUCUUGUGAUACAAGGAAUGUAUGCUUUGAAAUCUAUUGACAACCAUUUCUCUGGCGGUGAUGAUGUUACAGAGGGAUUUCAGUCACUGAAAGAACUCAGCUUGAUAGAUAUGCCUAAUUUAGAGUGGUCAGUAUUCAAUGGAAGAGAAGUACUACUCCCUCACCUUGACAAAUUAACUGUCUCAGGAUGUCCAAAGUUAACAAUGCUUCCAUGCCUUCCAUCUCUAAAAAUAUUGGAAUUGAAGGAUGGUAAUGAGAUGUUGUUAGGUUCAGUGGCAAUCCUAUCCUCACUUUCCUCCCUCAAGGUUGAAGGUUUCAAGGAGCUAAGGUCGCUGUCAGAUGGGUUGUUUGAAAACCAAACCCAUCUCUUGAGCCUAGAAAUUAGGGAAUGCCCAAAGCUAGAGUCUGUAUCUAGGGAGCUUGGAAACCUUGCUGCUCUAGAUUCUCUGUCUAUUCAUCGGUGUGAUAAGCUGGCAUUGUUGCCAGAGGAGUUACAAAACCUCACCUCUCUCCGUUGGCUGUCGAUUGAUGGGUGCAAUGGUCUAACGUCCUUGAGACUACGAGGCUUGAGCUCUCUUCAAGAUCUAUUCAUCCAGUGGUGUGAAAGCUUAACGAGUUUGAUAGGGGGACUGCAACACCUCACUGCCUUACAAGACUUGUUCAUUAAUAUAUGUCCGGAGCUGGCAUAUUUACCAGAGGGUAUGCAACACCUUACUUCCCUUCGAAAACUCACCAUAGGGAGCUGUCAGAAGUUGACAUGUUUGCCGGAAGGGCUACGACAUGUCACAACACUGGAAGAUCUAUCAAUCGGUGGAAUGACUCCGCCGGAGUGGAUAGGAAACCUGUCCUCGCUUCGAAGUUUGCAGAUUAACGGUUGUGAUAAAUUGACGUGUUUGCCAUCAGGGUUGCAACUCCUAACAAACCUCCAAAUUCUAAAAAUCCGGAAUUGGCAAAGUCUAACAGCUCUGCCGGAGUGGAUAGGAAACCUCUCCUCGCUUCGAUAUUUGGAAAUUUACUAUUGUCGAAAAUUGGAAUGUUUGCCAUCCGGGUUGCAACUUCUAACAAAUCUCCAACGUCUAACAAUCAGAAGCUGUCCCCAAUUAGAGAAGCGAUGCAAGAAGGAGAAAGGCGAGGAUUGGCACAAGAUAGCACACAUCCCAGAUAUCCGUAUUCACAAGGACUUGUCCAUUUAGGAUUGAGUGCGAUGGAGCCACACAUGGGCAUCAAACGCCAAAGGCAAUUCUGGAGCUCAAUAUAAUCUUAGGCUUUUGCUACCUUGAAUGCUUGCGUGGUGGAAGUUACACAGCAAAUGAUCAGUUCAAAUAUAAGAUCAUUUAAACACCAUCAUUUCAUUGUGGAAUGAGAGUGGGACUCAUGCAAAUGAGAUGAAGGAGCCUAGCAGCAAACAUGCCAAUGCGGUACACUUAUGGGAGACUGAGCAAGAAAGCUGGGGGUUGAACCAAAAAUCAGGCUGGUCUGCUUAUUAGGAUUAGAGACAUGUUUAAGGAUGGAAGUGGUUAGUGGAGGAGGGAAUUCUUGGCUAUUACAACUGAUGUGGAGAUUUUCUUGUCCUUUGGAAAGUGCAUUCUUGCUUCGAAGCCGAGCACUGUUUUGAAUGAGUUAAGAUAGCUUGACUUUUGUCGAAGAAAGAACCACGCUAUAAACCAUGCGUGCAGCUUAAGGGAGGGGUAAGGAGGAGAUGAUCAGGAGGGACCCCUGAACUAGUGUGGAUCUAGAUGACAGUCCAUACAUGUGAAUGUGCUGCAUCACUCUUCAUCAAGCUUUCCUCUCCUCCCACUCAUAACAAUAAAGCCGACAUGAACAAUGUGAAAUCUUCUGUCUGCUCCCAUAAUUCCUUUUCCAUUCUCGAUUGACGCCUUGGCCAGUCAUCAUUUCCACAAUAUCAAAAGUCGAUGUACGAGGAAUUCUAAAUGGAAUUGUUCAUGUGUGGUGGAUUUGAUGAUAAACAAAAACUAUGCCAUGAUGUUGGUGAGCUACAUUAGGCAUCCAUCUCUCACUUCUCAUAUUAAAGGAACGGGCCAAGGAGGGAAACGAUGACCGACCGAUGAUAGCAAGCAUCCCCACGAUGGAGAAUGACCAUAGAAAGAUCUUUCCACAUUGAGGAAAGCUCUCUCGACUUGCAUUAUUGUUGAUACAUAUUCAUGCAGGAAGUUGACACUUAGAAUGCCUAAGAUGAGAAGCAACAAUAGCGGGUGAAUGCCAACACUCAAAGAAUCGAAGCAUCUAUGAACAAGCCUAUUGGAUAUCCUUGGCG
Messenger RNA from Magnolia sinica, 2771 nucleotides. RefSeq names its product putative disease resistance protein RGA3. The transcript has 9 exons. The coding region runs from base 1 to 1689 and encodes 562 amino acids. NCBI's taxonomy places the organism in Eukaryota, Viridiplantae, Streptophyta, Magnoliopsida, Magnoliales, Magnoliaceae. The record is from RefSeq and is a predicted model, not a curated record.